This is a messenger RNA of Penicillium waksmanii, 1143 nucleotides long. RefSeq names its product phosphatase PAP2 family protein. NCBI's taxonomy places the organism in Eukaryota, Fungi, Ascomycota, Eurotiomycetes, Eurotiales, Aspergillaceae. The record is from RefSeq and is a predicted model, not a curated record. The coding region runs from base 1 to 1143 and encodes 380 amino acids. Gene Ontology annotation, biological process: phospholipid metabolic process. Gene Ontology annotation, molecular function: phosphatidate phosphatase activity. The transcript is spliced from 3 exons.
AUGGCUUUACAAGAUUUGCUAGCGCGCAUCUCUAAGCUCCUCGUGCUAUCAUACGUGAUCGACUGGGUCUUUAUCAUUGGAAUUGCGCUCAUCGGAUAUGGAUUUUCCAAAGUCGACCCCAGCCAACACCCCUUCUCCCUAACCGACCCGACUAUCGCCUUUCCCUACAAAGAAAAUGAGACUGUAUCGACCGCAGCUCUGAUCCUUGCUGGAUUGCUGGCUCCCGCCGUCAUAGUGUUUGCUGGAGCACUCUUCAUUGUUCCCGGAACAGCGGCUGAAGGUGGUCCGCGGCCUUCCAAGUCGCAGAUCCUACGGCGCAAGGUCUGGGAAUGGAACGCAGGAUGGAUGGGUCUGGCCGUGUCGCUAGCGGGCGCAUUCAUGGCUACCCAGGGAUUGAAGAGUCUAUUGGGGAAACCACGUCCGGAUAUGCUUGCGCGAUGCAAUCCGGAUCUCAACGCCAUUGAGGAGAAUCUUGUCGGUGGACUUGGUGUUGCCGGAGCACCCAUAAUCGUCACCUGGAAAAUCUGUCAAGACCAGUCCGAUUUCCUCAAGGUGGAUGGGUUUACCUCUUUCCCUUCGGGUCACGCCUCCUUUGCGUUCUCUGGACUAGCCUACCUGACGCUAUGGUUUUGCGCCAAAUUUUCCGUUGGCUUCCCAUACUUGUCAUAUUUCCCAACUGAAGGCCAAAACUAUUCCGACGACCGUACUUCAGUGCGAACCCGUGGUGCCGCACCGCCAGUUCUGAUGAUGAUAUUCGCACUCGUACCUACCGCAACGGCAACCUUUAUCGCAGCAUCGCGCUGGGCUAAUUGUCGACACCACGGCUUUGACGUGUUAUUUGGCUCUGCGCUGGGAAUCCUCUUUGCCUACAUUGGAUUCCGCAUGUACCACCUCCCGAUCCAGCGUGGAGCUGGUUGGGCUUGGGGACCGCGGGCGCGCCGUCGAGCUUUCAUCCGAGGCAUUGGAUUCCCCAGUUCUUUGGGCAUAGAUAGUUGGUCUUAUGCCCCUGAAAUCGAGCAGGGUGGUCGGAACGGAAUCCAUGCAGAGUCCAAUGUUGUUCAUGAUGAUAGCUACGUGGAACGUGAGGCUGAGCACAUUCCCAUGCAAGAACAACCGGCGCAUAGUCCGGUUGAAAGAGUAUAA